This is a messenger RNA of Culex pipiens pallens (northern house mosquito), 1804 nucleotides long. RefSeq names its product putative ammonium transporter 2. Gene Ontology annotation, molecular function: ammonium channel activity. The record is from RefSeq and is a predicted model, not a curated record. The transcript is spliced from 5 exons. Lineage: Eukaryota; Metazoa; Arthropoda; Insecta; Diptera; Culicidae. Bases 1 to 1710 code for a protein of 569 amino acids. Gene Ontology annotation, biological process: ammonium homeostasis; ammonium transmembrane transport. Gene Ontology annotation, cellular component: membrane.
AUGGAUUUAACAACAACUGACAAAAUACUUGCCAACACCACCGCAAACGAAACAAUUUCGGGGUUUUUUGAUGUAGGUGAAAGUGACGGAGCGUUCCUAAUGAUUUGUGCAUUUUUGUUUGUCACUCGUCAAACCGGACUCGCGCUGCUCCAGUCGGGAUUUGUAGACCAGAAAAACGAGGUCGACGUCAUGAUUCGGAAUAUCGUUGAUAAGUUUCUGGGAGGUUUUUCAUACUGGCUGUUUGGAUUUGCAUUCAUGCUAGGCAAGAGCAAAUUGCAAAAUCCUUUCAUCGGACUAGGGCGUUUUGCAGUGGAUGUUUCGGUGCAAGAUUCUCUGAUGGGCCAAGUGUUGGUGGUUUUUCUUUUUGAACUGACAUUUUCCACUAUCGUUACCAGCAUUGUUGGAGGAGCCAUCGCUGAAAGGUGCAACUUCAAAGCGUAUUGCUUGUUCUCUUUUCUGAACACCAUCGUGUACUGCAUUCCGGCUGGCUGGGUUUGGGGCGAGCACGGAUUUCUGAACAAAUUGGGCGUCGUAGACAUUGCCGGCAGUGGUCCGGUGCACGUCAUCGGCGGAUCUUCGGCGUUUGCGUCGGCAGUUAUGCUUGGUCCGCGUUUGGGACGUUAUGCCCACGGUACGGAUCCCCUCCCGAUGGGAAAUCCGGUGAACGCUUGCAUGGGACUGUUUGUGCUUUGGUGGGGCUGGUUGGCGUUCAAUUCCGGAAGUACGUACGGAGUUAGCGGCUUCAAGUGGAUUUACGCAGCGAGGGCAGCUGUAAUGACCAUGAUGGGCUCGUUCGGAGGAGGAAGUUUUAGCAUUGCAUAUUCGAUGAUUCGUAACAAAGGUGGCAUGGACAUCGUGGACCUUAUCAAUGGAAUCUUGGCGUCGCUGGUUUCCGUUACGGCAGGAUGCUUCCUGUAUCAUGCCUGGGAAGCAAUUCUCAUAGGAGCUAUUGGUUCAGCGUUGUGUUGCUUGAGCAUGCCCUUGUUCGACAAAAUGGGAGUGGAUGAUCCUGUGGGUGCCAGCGCAGUUCAUGGAGUGGCAGGAGUGUGGGGGGUACUUGCCGUAGGAUUCUUUGCUGAUAAUCCUAUACCACUGGGAACCACCAACGGAAGAUCGGGAUUGUUCAGGGGAGGCGGCUGGUAUCUGAUCGGAGUGCAAUCCCUUUCAGCACUAUGCUUGAUGUGUUGGGCGAUUUGUGUCACGUUCGCGUUACUCUGGAUCAUCAAUAAGAUCGUGCCUAUUAGGAUGGAUCCAAAUGAAGAGCUUCUGGGAGCUGAUCUUAUGGAGCAUAGAAUAAGACAUUCACAGAUUGGAAUUUCUCGAGCUCUAUCGGCGUUAGCACCCUUGAAAGUUGAUUUGGAUGACGUACAAAAAGCACCGCCAAUUGGACGCAAUCCCGGCCACGAACAGUGCAUCGAUGAGAUACGUGCUGCUAGUCAAAAGUUGUACGAGUGGCGAUCCUUCAUGGAAAAGGUUUCCCCACAGAAGAAGUUGGCAACGGAUGUGGCGGCUACUGAAAACAUAGCUGGCAAUAGAGAUUCUUUUAAGCUGGGUAACAAAAAACGCAAUAAAAAUAAUACUCAAGCGCUCGGUUUAAGCGGACGAUACAAAAACACUAUUGGUGGACCCACUCAACCGUACACCAUUGCUGGGCCUAUCGACGAGAAUCAAGCGCAGAAAAAUGAUCCAAAUUUCGCUUGGAUCGAUUAAUUACUCAUAGCUGGUCUACAUAAGAAUAUAAUGCUCAACAGAAUUUUGAAGAAUGUAUAAUUGUUGACGCUUUUAGUUUUAAGUUACAAUCAUA